AUGUCCGAGCUUCAGCCGAGACUUGCGCAGCUCCUCCAGAAGCAUGGCGUAGACGAAAAGGUGGUAUCCUACCUCAAAGCCAACAGCAUGGUGAGCGUGAUGCAGUUCGCUGGCCUCGCGGACUCGAAGACGGAUGUAGGGGAAGGCGUGUGCACCCCUUCAGGCCUGGAUCCCGCGGACCGCCCGCUGUGUCAGCCGGUUAAGGCUGCGUGGCAAGAGGCGGAGGCCCUCGUGGCGAGCGAGCUGGAAAUCAUCAGGAAGGGCAUAGGAGGCGACUGGGAUGAUCCAAUCGACCCCGAGGUGCGGACCAAGAAAACCAGGAGCUUCGUGCAGUACUACCAAAUCAAGCUCCCUUCGCACCUGAUCGGCUCGGACGCGUUGGCAGAGCGCCUCGUGCGCGAACACGAGCGCAAGACGCCGACGGCGCACGACCUCCACAAGAUCCGGGCCCUCAACAGCGAGCCCGGGGCGGAGAAGACGGUGGGCGUCAGCAUCGAGCACCGCACCGCGGUGGGCGCGGACGACGUGAGCACGUUCACGGCGCACGCGUCCAUCCACAAGCACCGCGUGCUUAUGAACACCCUCGCUCUUGCCGCGGCCCCGGAGUGGGCGGCGGCAGACUGGUCCGUGCUCUUGGACUACCACGAGUGGGUCGUCCUGAGGCUGUUCGAGCGCAAGAAGGGCGGGGUCCCGCCCGUGGAGGCCGUGGUGCGCGCAGGCCACAGCAUGCGUUCCAGGUGGGCGGAGGCAAUCCGCAAUGACUCCGAAACGCUGGCGCAGGCAGUACUGUCCUGCCGGACAGAAAGGGUGUCGUUGUUCGCGGAGCUCCACAGCGACCGCGCAGAGGGCGACUCCGGCAGGCCACAGGAGCCCGCGGCCAAGAAGGCGCGCGGCGCCCUCCAGCGCGUCACCCACCUGCACGGGAAGGAACUGCGCAAGUUCUACAACGCAGGCACGUGCACCUACGGCAAGAGGUGCAGGUUCAAGCACGCCUGCAACGUGAAGGGCUGCGGCGGCGAGCGCGCCGCGUGCGACCGCCACGAGGCGGCGUGA
Messenger RNA from Prorocentrum cordatum, 1053 nucleotides. Lineage: Eukaryota; Dinophyceae; Prorocentrales; Prorocentraceae. The record is from the annotation of a GenBank genome assembly.